AUGACUUGUACCAGUGUCCUGACUGCAAUGGUGGCAGCCUCCCCAUCCUUGCCCACCCUGAGUCCCAUCUGGGGCCUGCCAUUUGACUCCUGCAGUGGGCAGAGACACUGGAGAAUGCCAAAAUGCCCAAAGGCACAAGAAGGCACCAUCAUGGAAGUGAGCUGUGCUUCUCAGAGACACGCACAUCCCGGGACCAGGCUCAACUGCUACAUCCCGAGUGAAGCUGGAAAAACAAGCAACCCUGAGAAUUGGCCUACACUAAGUUCAAGGUGUCUGAGCCUUCAGUAUUUUCUGUGGUUGAAAUACAAAACUCACUUGACUGCUGUUUUGAAUGCUCGGGGAGCAGCUGUGCUUACUUCAGGGUUUCCCAGUGUGUGCUACCACCCCAUAGAAAGUUCGAUGCACAUGGAUAUGAGCCUUCUGAGGCCCCAGAACUAUCUUUUCAGAUGUGAACUCAAAGCUGAUAAAGAUUAUCACUUUAAGGUGGAUAAUGAUGGAAAUGAGCGCCAAUUAUGUUUACAAAGUUUAGGAGCUGGUAAAGAGGAUGAAUUGUACAUUGUUGAAGCAGAGGCAAUGAAUUAUGAAGGCAGUCCAAUUAAAGUAACACUGGCAACUUUGAAAAUGUCUGUACAGCCAAUGGCUGUCACUGGUGCCUUUGAAAUAAUUCCACCUGUGGUCUUAUGGUUGAAGUGUAGUUCAGGGCCUGUACAUAUUACUGGACAGUGCUUAGUAGCUGCAGAGGAAGAUGCAGAGUCAGGAGAUGAAGAGGAGGAGGAUGUGAAACUCCUAAGUAUGUCUGGGAAGAGUUCUGCCCUGGGAAGUGGUAGCAAGUUUCACAGAAAAAAAGUAAAAUGUGCUGCUGAUGAAGAUGAUGAUGAGAGCAAUGAUGAUAAUAAAGAUGAAGAUGAUGAUGAUGAUUUUGAGGAUGAAGAAGCUGAAGAAAAACUCCAAUCAAAAGGUCAACAAUCCUUCAAAAAACAGGAAAAAAAAACUCCUCAUACAACAAAAGGACCUCGUUCUACAGAAGACCUUAAAGCCGAAAUGCAAGCAAGUAUAGAAAAAGGUGGUUCACUUCCCAAAGUAGAAGUCAAAUUCAACAAUUUUGUGAACAACUGCUUCCAGAUGACUGAGCAGGAAGCUAUUCAAGAUCUCUGGCACUGGAGGAAGUCUCUUUAAGAAAAUAGUUUAAACAGUUUGUUAAA
Molecule: messenger RNA, 1202 nt
Organism: Phyllostomus hastatus (greater spear-nosed bat)
Lineage: Eukaryota; Metazoa; Chordata; Mammalia; Chiroptera; Phyllostomidae
Product: nucleophosmin-like
Biological process (GO): chromatin remodeling; regulation of centrosome duplication; positive regulation of transcription by RNA polymerase II
Cellular component (GO): nucleolus; ribonucleoprotein complex; centrosome
Molecular function (GO): RNA binding; histone binding; chromatin binding
Source: RefSeq, a predicted model, not a curated record